AGGGGAGCGGCGGCGGCGGCGGAAAGUUGUCCCCCAGCCUCUGCUGGCCCAUCUGCGGCCGUGGAGGACCUGUCCAAAGUGUCGGACGAGGAGCUGCUGCAGUGGAGCAAGGAGGAGCUGAUCCGCAGCUUGCGGCGCGCCGAGGCCGAGAAGGUGAGCGCGAUGCUGGACCACAGCAACCUCAUCCGCGAGGUGAACCGCCGCCUGCAGCUGCACCUUGGCGAGAUCCGCGGGCUCAAGGAUAUCAACCAGAAACUGCAGGAGGACAACCAGGAACUGCGGGACCUCUGCUGCUUCCUGGAUGACGACCGGCAGAAAGGCAAGAGGGUGUCCCGGGAGUGGCAGAGACUGGGCCGCUUCACAGCCGGGGUGAUGCACAAGGAAGUGGCCUUAUACCUGCAGAAGCUGAAGGAGCUGGAGGUGAAGCAGGAGGAGGUGGUGAAGGAGAACAUGGAGCUCAAGGAGCUCUGCGUGCUGCUGGAUGAGGAGAAGGGCGCGGGCUGCGCGGGCAGCCGCUGCUCCAUCGACAGCCAGGCCAGCCUGUGCCAGCUCACCGCCUCCACCGCACCCUACGUGCGGGACGUGGGCGACGGCAGCAGCACCUCCAGCGCGGGCAGCACCGACAGCCCCGACCACCACAAGCAGCACGCGAGCGGCGGCAGCCCCGAGCACCUGCAGAAGCCGCGGGCGGAGGGCAGCCCCGAGCACACCAAGCACAGGAGCACCAGCCCGGAGCACCUACAGAAACCCAGAGCCCCCGGGACCCCGGAUCACCCCAAAGCACUCAAAGGACCCAGCCCCGAGCACCACAAACCCCUGUGCAAGGGCAGCCCUGAACAGCAGAGGCACCCGCACCCCGGCAGCAGCCCGGAGACGCUGCCCAAACACGUGCUGAGCGGGAGCCCGGAACACUUCCAGAAGCACAGAGCCAGGGGCAGCCCCGAGCACGCCAGGCACAGCGGGGGGAGCCCGGAGCACCUGCAGAAACACGCCCUCGGUGGCAGCCUGGAGCACCUCCCCAGGGCCAGGGGCACCAGCCCGGAGCACCUCAAACAGCAUUACGAGGGGAGCCCUGACCACAAACAUGUGGGCGGCGGAGGCGGCGGCGGAGGCAGCAGGGAGGGCACCCUCCGAAGACAGGCGCAAGAGGAAGUGUCGCCCCAUCACCGGAAUGUCUACAGUGGCAUGAACGAAUCAACCUUGUCCUAUGUUAGGCAGCUGGAGGCAAGAGUAAGACAGCUGGAGGAAGAGAAUCGCAUGCUGCCCCAGGCCACCCAGAAUAGAAGGCAACCUCCAACUAGAAACAGCUCAAAUAUGGAGAAAGGCUGGGGGCCCAGAGCCCGGCGGGUCUUGCAGUGGUGGCAAGGGUGCCAAGGAAUAGGACGCUGCCUGCCCACUCUCCCGGGUUCUUUUAGGUUGUCAUCAGGGGCUGAUGGGAAUAACAGUUCACCCAACUCUCCAGCUAGCUUCAGUGGACAUACCACACCUUCUCAGCAGCCUGAACCCGUGGUACAUUCUCUUAAGGUUGUGUGGAGGAAACUUGGAGAUGCUGCAGGUUCGUGUCCUGGGAUUAGGCAGCACUUGUCUGGCAACCAGUACAAAGGACCAAUGUGAGAAACUCUCUUUCAAACACGAGGUCGCCACUGCCAGGAAUAGGUAACAGGAAAGAAGAAGAAAAGAGUGGAUUUCCGCAAACCUGAACUUAUGGAGUGAUUGCACAUAUUUUCCCUCUAAAAACCUUUAGUAUAACUAAAGCUGUAUUUUAUGUCUCUCGCUUUGAUGUCUACAAUAGUCAAUUUCAAACAAGGUAGCUUUGAAAGUCACCAUUUUGGUACCAAUAUUUUCAUUAGAACUAAAACGUUUUUGACUCCUUAGCUUAUAAUUGGGAAAAACGCAUGAUUGGAAGGGUACAGUAGAGCCUUGGUGGUUGAUAGAGUUGACUCAUUACAUUUAAUGUGGGAGUUUCCUACCAUGUCGUAUUGAAAAUAAGAAGAGGUAGUAUCUUCCAGCUUCCCAAGUUUGAGACUUGAGUACCUAAUUGUUAUAUUUUUAGUCAACAAAAUACUAGUUCCUGCCGCAUAAUUUAGGUGCAAGGUAAGAUAAGGUUUCUGGGGUUUUGUUUUGAGGUGCUAAAAUGUCACAUAAAUUCUCCUUAACAGCUGGUAGCAAGACUUUAUAUAGAGUGAUUAUCAGAGAGUACCACUUAUUUCAAAUGAUCAAAUAAAUAUAUCUUUUCUUUUAAUCUUGAUGUAUUUUUCAUGAAGACAUGCCUUGGGGACAUGUCCAUAUUCAUUCAGUGUACCCAUUGAUGUUAAUAUUACCAAUUUCAAUGGAAGAACAAGCAAACAUAAUUUUUCUAAGUGUUUUCAGCUGUGAGAUGUCAAUUUCUACAAUUUAGUUUCUAGACAUGCUGUUAUAUUUAAUAAACUUCAUGUAAACUUUAAAAUAUUGCACUGCAUUUAUGAAAAGCUUUCUUUGUCUACAGCAGCUAUCUAAUGUUUUAUGAAACUGGCGCAUGCCCUUGAUUAUUGAGGCUAAAAGCUUUGUUCAGGCUGCUUGAGGUUUGAAAAAGAGGUGUGCUAGCUUUGCUUAGUUUCUUAUUUUUGGUAUAUAUAAUAUUAGACUGUGCGUAUCGGAAAUGCUAUGAUAGGUAUUUUGUGUUUCUUCAAAUGCAACGACAGUUUCCUGUAUGAAUGUGCAAAAGGCCUGUGACAGAAUGCUAAAUUUUUACUGUGGUUUCAGAUUAUAAAAGUAGGAACGCAACAAUUCCCAGUUUUCAGAUUUCUUCUAAAUUAUUCUAUUGUUGUUUUUAAAUGGGCUCAUUAGCUUAAUAAUUGUCAGUUUUUAGAAUGUUGUGAUGAAAAACCAGUACUUUGCUUUCAGAAAACAUUUAUGAAUUAAUUUACUAUAGAAUAAUCUCUAAUUCUCAUAAUUGGGUUACCAUUUAAGGCUAUCUUUCUAUCUUUUAAGUAUUACUACUUUGUAAAAGAAAAUUGCUUGCUUUAUUUACACCUUCUCUUAUUAGAAAAAAAGCUUUCAUCCUUACAUUGUUGUAUUCCUACACUCUGAAGACAUUUAAAAUAAGUUUUUGUGCCUGCAGAAGCUAAUACAAGGAACACUGGUCUUUUGACAAAAUACUUGUGUAAAUUUUGAUACUGUAUUAAAACUAUUUUUUUAAAGUUCUGCAUAAAAUUGAGUAUUAAGUAUGUGUUCAUCUUAGCACUGGUAAUAAAUUAUUUAAUCUCA
Molecule: messenger RNA, 3246 nt
Organism: Myotis davidii
Lineage: Eukaryota; Metazoa; Chordata; Mammalia; Chiroptera; Vespertilionidae
Gene: CCDC85A
Product: coiled-coil domain containing 85A
Exons: 6
Source: RefSeq, a predicted model, not a curated record